AUGCCCCAGCCUGUGUUGAACGCCCAGUUUCCCAAUGGAACUCGACCUCGGACUAACAGCGCUCCAUUCAAGAAAGGCAGAAAGUUGGUAUUCGAUGGUGUUCUCGUGCCUCCCUUGAAAGCGGAACGAACUCGUUCUGGUGGGGGCGUCUUAGCCGAAUCACCCUUCCCUCAACCACUUCCCGAACCUCUCACCAAUGACCCCCAUGCCGUUUCGCACGGAGCCACGUCUCACGUUGCACCUAGAGACAUGCUGGGCGAUACUGACACAAAGUCCCACCGUAGCUCCAAGAGCUCGUCCUCCAAAGGUCACAGGAACCCGGUUUCCAACACCACAGUCGUCGCGGACGGCGCGCCCCAAGUGAUAUCCUCGUCGAAAAGGACCACGGCGCCGAAACCCUCGAGCCACAAGGGCUCUCCUUCUUCUAUAUCGACGCUCAAAGGUAGCAACGGACGUAAACGCCACCCCUCGCCAGGAGAAUCCACGGAGACGGAGGUAGUCUCACUCCCCGCCUCAGCGUCCACGUCCUCUGCCAAAUCGGCGGCCACCCAGACUCCCAAGAACGCAACCAAGGCCACUCGCACGGCAACGAAGAAGCGGCAACGCCUGCUCAUCGAUGCGGCGACAGGCGAACCCAAAUCCACUGUGGCGUCUACGCGGGACCCUUUCGAUGAUGACGAAGGGGAUGUGAUCAUGAGUGAUGCUCGCGAUGAACCUUUCGAAGAUGACUUUGAGAUCGACUUCCAAAUGCUCAGGCUGGACGAAGUUACGACCCCAGCGUGGGUACCUGCAGGCACGGGUGCCCCUGCCAUGUACGUUCCGCCCGGCGCGCAAGAGUUGAUCACCAGCAUGAAGCGUUCUCUAGACAGCGUCGAGAAGGCUCGACGCAAACUGGAAGAGAGAUAUUUACAAGAAAUGCACAAGCGCAUUGCUUUGGAGAACGAGCUAGCUCGGCUUCGACGCUGUAUCACCCUGGGGUCAGUGGGGCUGAAGACUCCUCCCCCAGAAGCGCUUUGA
This is a messenger RNA of Pleurotus ostreatus (oyster mushroom), 1017 nucleotides long. RefSeq lists its product as uncharacterized. Bases 1 to 1017 code for a protein of 338 amino acids. Lineage: Eukaryota; Fungi; Basidiomycota; Agaricomycetes; Agaricales; Pleurotaceae. The transcript is spliced from 6 exons. The record is from RefSeq and is a predicted model, not a curated record.